AGAAUCAUGGAUAUUUACAGCUUUACAAUGGGUUACUAGAUCAAAUAAUUCAUGGCCAACUAGUGAGUUAAAACAAAGAGUAAUUGAUCAUGGAGUCAUAUGUGUGCCAAUUGGCCAAGAGGGGGAUCUCAAUGAGGAAUUAAAUGGCGCAUAUCAUUCUCUGUAGGUGAAAAAUUUCUGAUAUGUACAUUUAGUCACACACAGUUAUUGUGCUAUGCUCUCAUGAAAAUUCUUCUGAAAAAUGUUAUAAGCGAAUCUCCCGGAUGUAAAGACUUACUUUGUUCAUAUUUCAUUAAAACUAUCUUAUUGUGGCUAUCUGAAGAAUUGCCGACAUCUGUGUGGAAACCAGAUAAUUUGAUACCUUGCUUUAUGAAGUGUUUCAAAAGACUUGUAUAUUGUGUAGAAUACUCCGUUUGUCCACAUUACUUCAUUCCAGAAAACAACCUUUUUGAAAAUAAGAUUAUUGGACAAAGCAGAACAAAGUUGUUACAAAAAUUGAAUGAGUCACAUGAUUAUGGAUUGCAAUGUAUCUUUAGUUCGGAAAAAAUAUCUAACUUACCGUCGUUUACAAGACAACAGCGCAAUGUGGACAUGUUCGCAAACGAUAUUCAGAAAAUAAUAAAGUCAAAUUCUAUUCUUCCGAUACAAAGUACAACCAUCAUGGAUUAUGAACGAUGUCUAAAAUCAAUACUUUUAAGUAAAUCUAAACAAAUAAGGUCCAUCCUUUUACACAAUAUGACUAGUCUUUCCUUCAACACUGUACACACAAUGCAGCUACCCAAUCCAUAUGGUAACAUAUACAAAUAUAAACAAUACAAAACAUGUAUCUGUUAUAUUCUACAGAGUAUCCAGCACGAUGCUGUGUCAGGCUGGAUGAUGUUGGCCACAUUAUUCUACAAACACAGACAAUACAAGAAAGCACUUUGUGUUCUGUUAUAUUCACUCACAAAAUGUACCACAAAAAAAUUGGGCUUUGGUGCAAAUAUAUCCAACGAACAUCGUGAACUAUUCCGGUAUAAUACAUUUAGAAAGUUAGGAAUAAUUCGCACGCUACGAAUUCUAUUCUUACGUCCAAUAGAUUUUUUUGAUAAACCUAAUUCUAUUCUUGACGAACUAAAAAUAAAUGAUAAAGAUUUUAAUCAACGCACCGUAAUACCACCAGUUACAUAUAUCCAUUUGCUUACUUUCUUGUGUCAUUAUUGUCUGAAUAAUAUAAGAAAUUAUCAGGAAUCACUAGGAGACAUUCGUCUAACAAUAGAAGAGGAUUAUUUUAUGUCGGAUAAUGGUUUGAGAGCUGCAGCAUUCGACUGUCUUGGGGUAGCUUUUCAGAUUAUAGGAGAUACGGAAGCAGCUAGAGAAGCUUUUGUUAAAUCAACAGAAAUUUUUCCUUAUCAAUUGGACAAUCGCUCAUUCCAACGACUAGCAAUACCAAAAAAGUAUAGAUAAGCAUUUACAAUAGCUCAGGGAUAACUUGUGCAGAAUUACUGUUUCCAUGUACAAUACUUAUCAUUUAAUCAGAUGA
Messenger RNA from Mytilus trossulus (common blue mussel), 1522 nucleotides. RefSeq lists its product as uncharacterized. The transcript has a single exon. The coding region runs from base 223 to 1446 and encodes 407 amino acids. NCBI's taxonomy places the organism in Eukaryota, Metazoa, Mollusca, Bivalvia, Mytilida, Mytilidae. The record is from RefSeq and is a predicted model, not a curated record.